CUCAGUCGCUAGGCCUCUGCGAAGGCCUCCGCCUCCGGGGCCUGGCCUGCUGCCUCCUCCCUCCCGCCCCCGCAGCCAUGGCGGAGGUGGAAGACGGAGAGGAGCCCGGAGCCUCGGCCUCCCACCCGGGCUCCCUCUCGGCCUCCAAGGCGGGCGGCGGCGGCGGUGGCGGCGGCGUGGAGAAGAUGUUCUCCCUGAAGAAGUGGAACGCCGUGGCCAUGUGGAGCUGGGACGUCGAGUGCGACACCUGCGCCAUCUGCAGGGUCCAGGUCAUGGAUGCCUGUCUUAGAUGUCAAGCUGAAAACAAACAAGAAGAUUGUGUUGUGGUCUGGGGAGAAUGUAAUCAUUCCUUCCACAACUGCUGCAUGUCACUGUGGGUGAAACAGAACAACCGUUGCCCCCUUUGCCAGCAGGACUGGGUGGUCCAGAGAAUAGGCAAAUAAAUCCACUGGCUGUUUUUCUGUUGAACUUCUUUGAAAAGUUAAACAACUGAUGUCAUAUUUCCCAUAUGAAAGAAAGGAAGAGUCACAAUGUGCAGAGUCAGUUAUAGUUAGAUCUGCAGACCCAUAGAGUUCUGUGGAUCUGAGUUGGAAACCUUUAUGUUGGUUUACUAGUUUGUUGAGUCAGUCUUCAGUUUGGUUUCAUCAGAAACAUGUGUAUGUUCACAGCACUUAAGAAUGUGUCUGAGCAUUUAGUGCAAGCAGUGUACAUUCAUAUACCAGUUCUUUAAAUCUUUGAAGUCCACAGUUAAUUGAUGGUUCAAAGCAGUUCCAGCUUGAACUCUCACUACAUGUUUCUCAAGAUUGAAGUACAGUAUUUAACUCAAAUAAAUAAUUGUUGAUAAAGCA
Molecule: messenger RNA, 848 nt
Organism: Sceloporus undulatus (fence lizard)
Lineage: Eukaryota; Metazoa; Chordata; Lepidosauria; Squamata; Phrynosomatidae
Gene: RNF7
Product: ring finger protein 7
Exons: 3
Coding region: 78-443 (121 amino acids)
Biological process (GO): protein ubiquitination; ubiquitin-dependent protein catabolic process
Cellular component (GO): Cul5-RING ubiquitin ligase complex; nucleus
Molecular function (GO): ubiquitin protein ligase activity; zinc ion binding; cullin family protein binding
Source: RefSeq, a predicted model, not a curated record